CUUGAUCGCCAACCUUUGCUCCGCCUCCAUGUUUUUUCAUAUGUACUGACUGAAAGAAUUCAUCUCCAGCUUUUGUCUAGGACCUCUGCAGCGUACGCGAUGGUCAAUAUGACAAGCUCACAUACUAUGCAAUAUAUCGGACUUUUACUGUUGGCAGCGAUUCUUUUGCAAACAAUUGCAGUCGCAGUGACAUUCAUAUACUUCAGCAACGUCCUGACGACGAUGAAAGAAACCUUCUCCAAAAGCAGCGUAUCAUGCCUGAUGCGCGCCAACCUCAGAACUAUCAAGGGUAUCGAUCCAAGCGCAUCAGACCUGAAAGACGACCCCUGCUGGCAAGUUACGCAACAGCUGCACUUCUUAAUCGAGAAGUCAAUGUCAAACCGUUACCAGAAGGAGAUCACCUCAGCAAUUAAAGAUGAGGUGAACCGUAUGCUGCCUUCUCUGGUAAUCCAAGACCAGGAGACCGCUCCCCGGCCCAAGAUUGCAGCUCACGUCACUGGCAGUUUGCCUCCAGAGACAGACAAAGAUUUAAGAGGUCCUUCUAACAGGAAGGUCCAUGGCCAGAAGAUCCAGUCCUGGGAGUCAGAGAAAGGUUUGGCCUUCCUCCAGAAUGUGCAGCUCAGUGACGGCGAGCUCGUAGUGCCACAGGCUGGUCUCUAUUACAUCUACUCCCAGACCUACUUCAGGCACAUGGCCUCCCUGGAGGAGGAGGAGGACGAAGAGGAGGCAGGGGAGAACUCCGGGAGCUCUGUCCGGGGCAAGCCCAUGCUUCAGUACGUCUACAAGAAGAUGGGCUCCUACCCUGUGCCCAUCUUGCUCAUGAAGAAUGCACGGACCACCUGCUGGUCCCGAGACGCAGAGUACGGCCUGUACUCCAUCUACCAGGCCGGGCUCUUUCAGCUCGGAGCUGGGGAUAGGGUGUUCGUCACGGUCAGCAACGUGAGCACGAUUGACAUGGAUGAGAAGUCGAGUUUCUUUGGGGCCUUCCUGGUCAGCUAGUGUAAUGUUGGCUGUGCAACGUCUAAGACUCUGCCUUUGCUUUGAGCUUCACUGGGAUGAGCCAGCUGGUUGGCACAGGUUGUCGAUUGUCUAGCCCUAAAAUGUGAUGGACACACUGGUGCCAUUCUGUGUGGCUGUAGGCUUAUGGAUCAGAUGUAAAUGUGUGUUGAACUACAGUCCCAGAUGAAGCACUGCAAAUAGAGUGGUGAUUGUAAGCACUUAGAGGUGAGUCACACUCCUCCACUCCACACCAGUGAGUCCUCUGGUAGUUUGGAAGACCUUCUUUGGGAGCUGAACCAGAGAGGGGAGAUGAACUUUGGGUGCAACUCGUAUAUCACCCCUUCCUUGAGACACUGUGGAAUUGUCUGAGCUUGCCGAGAAGUUGUGGAAACAGGCUUGCCACAGAAGGGCUGAGGUGGUUGCCUCUCCCCACCGGAGAUGACAGGGGGUGGGGCAGGCGAGAGAUCAUAGGCUCUGCCCUCUGUUGUUCUGGAGAAGAACGGGUCACGAUGAUGUGAUGGCAGAACAGGAAAGUCAGACAUCAGCUCAUUUUCCAGGAGUGUUUCCUCUCCUGUCUGCCUUUUGUCCCAAGAGCAGAGAAUUUAUAUGUAGCAAUGAUUAAAGACUUUUUGUAUGAAUGCAAAAUGCAGUGGCAGUACAAAAAGUAUUAGUUUGCUGCACUUUUUUAAAGUUGAGGAAUAAAAUGUGAAUUUGUACCUAUUUCUCUGCUCAUAAUGUGUAAACCAGUAUGUACUUUUUUUUAAAAUCAUGGACUCUGAUAUGUCUUGUUUAUAUUUUGUUUUGAGGCCUUUGAUUCUGAGGAAUUCAUAUUCUGAUGUAAGAUAUUAGAAGGGAAAUGUUAGUUCACUAUUCAAGCAUCAUCCUACCUAUCUCUAUCUCAGUAAAGGAAAUCUAAUAAGCCUGAAUGUUUGUAAGGGUGCAAAUACUGUGAGAUCUUCGUCCCUGUUAAUUAUGUGGAAUAAAAAUAUUUUUCUAUGAAAACCCUUUUGGUUUGGUUUCAAUCGAUUGUUUAGAUACAUUUCUUUCCUUUUAUAUCUCAGUCCAACAAUAACUGUAGUUUGUUAUCAGUAAGGAAUAGCUUGGGGGACAUGGAUGGUGUUAUUGUCCUUUCACAAAUGUGAAUAUACACACAUAAUUGUUAAUGUUGUCAAAACACGUUGAAUAAAGUUUGGACUUAAAUAA
Messenger RNA from Alosa alosa (allis shad), 2202 nucleotides. It is a transcript of the gene tnfsf10, whose product is annotated as TNF superfamily member 10. Gene Ontology annotation, molecular function: tumor necrosis factor receptor binding. The record is from RefSeq and is a predicted model, not a curated record. The transcript has 5 exons. Bases 100 to 999 code for a protein of 299 amino acids. Lineage: Eukaryota; Metazoa; Chordata; Actinopteri; Clupeiformes; Clupeidae. Gene Ontology annotation, biological process: immune response. Gene Ontology annotation, cellular component: membrane.